Molecule: messenger RNA, 3043 nt
Organism: Larimichthys crocea (large yellow croaker)
Lineage: Eukaryota; Metazoa; Chordata; Actinopteri; Sciaenidae
Product: BTB/POZ domain-containing protein KCTD16
Exons: 2
Coding region: 959-2233 (424 amino acids)
Biological process (GO): protein homooligomerization; regulation of G protein-coupled receptor signaling pathway
Cellular component (GO): presynaptic membrane; signaling receptor complex; postsynaptic membrane
Molecular function (GO): protein binding
Source: RefSeq, a predicted model, not a curated record
GCAAGACACUGCAUGGGACCUAACCCCUCACCCGUCUCUCGGGAUAAGCACGUCAGAUAAAAGCGUUCAAUGUAAACGCGAAAGCCUCUGUGAAGAAGGGAUUAAAAUCCGCAACGCUGGAUGUUGAAACUGCACUAGACCUGAAUCCUCUCAGCCAGCCGCACGUCGCCGGUUUUUCAUGGAAACAGAUGCACCCACAUCAGUCCUCUUUAUGUCGAUCAUCUGCAAAUGUCAUUUUCCUUUAAGAUGAUGUAAGACAUUACUUCAUGGGACGCUUUUUCUCUCUCUCUCUCUCUCUCUUGCACAGCUUGGAGGAACAUUAUCUCAAAGCUUCUGUCGGACCGAACUCAGCAGUUUGGAGAGAUGGGUGCGCACAGAAGUCCUGCUACCAUUUUCCUCCCGGUGAGCAACCUCUGAGCCUGUUUCAGCAGCAUCCCAGUUGAGAGGAGUGAUGCUUAGUAGCAGAAUUAUCGGACGCGCACAUAUCUUUUAAUAUAUUGGACUUAUGUGAUUGAACUUGAAGCCAGACGCAAAGACGGCGAACCUUUCCACAGAGAACUUAAGCGAGAGAAAAAAAAACGUUUUUACUUUUUUAAUGGUGGGAAAUUUCAAAGUGGAGUGAGGAUUAUAUUUCUUUGAAGUCACAGAAAUGACCCAACAGUGGAUGUGUGUAACAUGAUGCGUUCACUGGUUAUGAUAAUCGAUUCUGUUCAAAAAAAGGAUGCACCGAGGGCAGGCAUUUUUACGCAUGGGGUUAAAGGAUCUUCUGUAGGCACACCUUGGGAUUGCUUGUCAUGAGACACUGGAUGCGAGGACUGCAGCUUGAAUCAAGACUAUGCUUUGGGUGUGAGUGCAUCAGCAUCAUGCAGUUACAUCCCACACCCUGAACUUCUGGGACGUUUGCGCUUCGAGACGAGACUCAAAUUUCCAGAUUAAGGUUUGAAAAAAAUAAAUAAAAAUGGCACUGAGUGAAAACUGCAAAACGCAACCUGCAAAAGAGCAAGGCUCAGUGCAAACCACCCCAUCGGAUGUUAUUGAGCUAAACGUGGGUGGACAGGUGUAUUACACUCGUUAUGCCACUUUGACGAGCUUUCCAAAUUCCUUACUUGGGAAGCUGUUCUCUAACAAGAAGGGGUCUUCAAAUGACUUAUCCCGGGACCUUAGAGGACGUUAUUUUAUCGACAGAGAUGGCUUUCUGUUUCGGUAUGUAUUGGAUUACCUUAGAGACAAGCAAGUUGUCCUCCCUGACCAUUUUCCAGAGAGAGGAAGGUUGAAAAGAGAGGCGGAAUACUUCCAGCUGCCAGAAUUGGCCAAACUUUUGUCGUCCGAGGAUUCAAAACUAUUUCCAGACGACUUGUACUACAGUGAUUUCGAUGAUGCAUCACAGGGCAGCGACCAGAGGUUUUACUCCUCUUACUCCUUGGACAGGAGGUACGGCUACAUCACGGUCGCUUUCAAAGGCGUUUGCGCUGGAGGAGGCAGAGAAAGUCAAACUGAUGUCAAGGCUAAAAAGUUACCGAGGAUUUUCAUCAGCAGUAGGAUUGGCUUGGCGAAAGAGGUAUUUGGAGACACGCUGAAUGAGAACAGGGACUCGGACAGACCACCGGACCGUUACACCUGCAGGUUUUACCUGAAGUUCAGGCACCUGGAGAGAGCUUUCGACAUGCUGUCAGAGAACGGCUUUCAUAUCGUGGCCUGCAAUUCGUCCCUGACUGCGUCCUCUGUCGGUCAUUACGCCGAUGACAGGGUCUGGUCCAAUUGCGCACAGUACAUCUUCUACCGUGGGCCCUCACGGUGGAUGUCCUCUCACUGUGACUGCUGCUGCAAGAGCCACAAAAGCGAGCGUGAAGGGGAGAGCGGCACUUCCUUCAACGAGCUCUCCACUUCCUGUUCUGAGACCCAGUCGGAGGCCAGUUCCCCUCAAGGAACUGUGAUCUGUGGCCCCGUGAGCCGACGAUCCAACAUCCAGACACUGGACCGUCCCAUGCCUAAAGGGCCACAUCACAUGCUGCAGCAGGCAGAGAUGCGACGCAAGACUGACAUGCUACGUGUGAGAACCUUCGGUGUCCGCGAACGAGAGGCUGCAAAGAGGAAAGCGAACAAGGAGAAGAUGACUCCAGAGCAGGAGCUGGAGAAAUGCAUCCAGGACUUCCGCCGCAUUAGAAUUCCUGAUCGCUUUCCGGAGAGGAAGUACAAUUGGCAAACAGAGCUCCUGAGAAAGUACCGUCUCUAAAUAUAAGUGUGAAAAAGGAGAAGGAGAAGGAGAGAUGAUGGUAUCAUAUCAACAUGAACAAAGAGUAUUAACUGCAUAGGCAAUAGACUGCACCCUGUAAGACACAUACUGUAUUAGAAGAAAAACUAUGGUCACUUUCCCGCCAGCAUGACUAGCUGAGCACAAAAAGUACAAGGCAGUGUGAGUCCUUGAUAUGUAAUGUAUGCACAGUGUUGUGUAUGAUCUGCACAUGUGUAAAUCAGGUUACUCCUGUUGGGGCUUAUGUCACUAAAACCGGUUUUCACUUCUGAGAGCUGGAAACGAGUCGUACUAAAGGCUACUAUAUCACUAGUUGAAGCAACAAAGCAACCUCAGGGGCAACAUCAUUUCAAUCCAUCAAAUUAUCACAUACAUGUAUGUGCAAUUGUCCACAAUAGCUGUUUUUUUUUUUUUUUUUUUUAAUGGAUGUACCCAGAUGGUGCUGUGAGUUAGCAAUGGAAUAUCACGUAACUCCACUGAUAACACAUAUACUUAUAGUAGGCUUUGAUAACGGCACUGCAUGUCAUUUCACCAUUAGCAUAAUUAUGCAAUAUCAAAUAAACUUUCAAUUCACUAUUUUGUGUGAUGGGUUAAAAAUGGUGCGUUGUGACUGAGACUUAAAUGAGGAAAGCACUGCCUAUAGAUCUGUUUGGAUUUGUGAAACUUUUUGUCCAAUGUUGUCAUUAUGUGUUGGAUAGAUGAUGUUGUGUAGGUAAAGUAUAUAAUGCCAAUGGAUAUUUGACAAAACCUUGAUUGUAAGUGUGCAAAAAAAAAGCUAAUAAAUAGGUUAGA